Messenger RNA from Rodentolepis nana, 639 nucleotides. Lineage: Eukaryota; Metazoa; Platyhelminthes; Cestoda; Cyclophyllidea; Hymenolepididae. The record is from the annotation of a GenBank genome assembly.
AUGAGACCCGUGUGUCGAGAAUGUGCACGUUAUCUUGGAGGACACGGUGGACUCGUUGUGGCGAACUUUGGAAUUGGUGACGGUGGAUACCGGUGUCAUGUGAAUCUUCAAAAAUUCCUCUCAGAGAGGCUACUGUGUGUGGACAAUUUUAGGAGGACCACUUGUGGUUUUCCUGCCUGCCCACAACUCAUGAGCCACUUCUUCUUCCUCUGCAUUGCAGUAUUCAUUCCACAAUGCGACAAAAAACGAGGAGUCACUGCCCCAUUCGCUAUUGAUGCCAAUUUGCUGCUAAUCAACCACCUUGAGGCUGUCAACUUGCUACAGCUCACACCAUUUCAUAAUCAUUGGCUUUCCCACUUUUAUUGGAACUCGAAUUGGGUUGCCGAGCUAUUGCAAGAAGCCUUGGAAGUUGCUCAAGAAGACAUUAGCGCCCCAGUUCCAAAUCGUAGUCAUUCCACACUGCGACAAAAAAAACGAGGAAUCGCUGCCUACGACGGUUGCAAACGACUGACUGAGUUGUGCCUUAGACCUCUGCACUUUCACGUUGAUCUUCGGUAUUGGAUUGUAGCCGGCAGUAGGGCGGAUGGAAAACUCUUUGUGCAGACAUUGGAUUGCAGAAAGAGAGAGAGAGAGAGGUAA